Molecule: messenger RNA, 1019 nt
Organism: Pongo pygmaeus (Bornean orangutan)
Lineage: Eukaryota; Metazoa; Chordata; Mammalia; Primates; Hominidae
Product: putative olfactory receptor 10J6
Biological process (GO): G protein-coupled receptor signaling pathway
Cellular component (GO): membrane
Molecular function (GO): G protein-coupled receptor activity; olfactory receptor activity
Source: RefSeq, a predicted model, not a curated record
AUGGAGCAGCAGCGGCUUCAUAAGAACAUUUCAACCUCAUUUCUGGUGAGGUGGUAUGAUGGUUUGGAUAUGGUUUGUUUGCUGCCACCAAACAUCAUCUUGAAAUUUUAUUCCCAAUAUGGUGUUGUUGGAAGAAAGAACCUCACAGAGUUAACAGAGUUUGUUUUCCUGGGAUUCUCCAGAUUCCACAAACAUCAGAUCACUGUGGUUUUUCUCAUCCUGUAUACAUUAACCGUGGCUGGCAAUGCCAUCAUCACGACCAUCAUCUGCACUGACCGUUACCUCCACACCCCCAUGUACUUCUUCCUGAGCAUGCUGGCUAGCUCAGAGACAGUGUACACACUGGUCAUCAUUCCACAGAUGCUCUCCAGCCUCGUAACCCAGACCACCCAGCCAAUCUCCCUAGCAGGUUGUACUACCCAAAUGUUCUUCUUUGUUACCUUGGCCAUCAACAAUUGCUUCUUGCUCACAGUGAUGGGCUAUGACCACUACGUGGCCAUCUGCAAUCCCUUGAGAUACAUUGUCAUUAUGAGCAAGAGGGUGUGUGUCCAGCUGGUGUGUGGAGCCUUCAGCAUUCGCCUGGCCAUGGCAGCUGUCCAGGUAACAUCCAUAUUUACCUUACAUUUUUGUCACAGGAUGGUUAGUCAUUUCUUCUGUGACAUCCUCCCUGUCAUGAAACUCUCCUGUAUUAAUACCACUAUCAAUGAGAUAAUCAAUUUUGUUGUCAGUUUAUUUGUCAUCCUGGUCCCCAUGGGUCUGGUCUUCAUCUCCCAUGUCCUCAUCUCCACUGUCCUCAAGAUUGUCUUAGCUGAGUGUCAGAAGAAGACCUUUGCCACCUGUGCCUCCCACCUCACUGUGGUCAUUGUCCAUUAUGGCUGUGUCUCCAUUACCUACCUCAUGCCCAAGUCAGAAAACUCUAUAGAACAAGACCUCCUUCUCUCAGUGACCUAAACCAUUAUCACUCCCCUGCUGAACCCUGUUGUUUACAGCCUAAGAAACAAGGAGGUCAAGGAUGCCCU